UCCGGCCGGGAGGAGGACGCGGACCCACGGGGAGAGACAGUGAGAAGACACGGGAUCCGGAGCUGAGUCUGGACCAGAGACUGUAUAGGUCUGGACGGAGCUGAGCUGUCACACAUCAUCUGCAGCUUUGUGUCGGUGGAUUCCGGGUUUAGCUCCAAGGACGCGCCGGGGAACGCGAACCCAGACCGGGGCGGGCAGCUGGGGGACGAGGGGCAGGGUUCGGAUGGCGUGGAUCGUCCGCCAGGGAAGUGCUGCUGGUGGACUGAUGAGACGUGAGCCGGGGGUAGGUUCGUGUGUCAUGUCUUGACUGGGAAACACAGCAACUACCCGCGGAUAAGCUGCAGCAGCACGUCAGAGAGCCGGAGAGAGAGAGGCCUCCUGUGAUGGAGCAGCGUGCGCUUUAAUCCGCACCUCGCUCCUCAGCAGCCACCGGCAAAGGGUGAGAGGUGUCCGGGAGAAAAGCUCUGAUCGUGGCGUGGACAUGAAAUGCAUCCGAGGCUGAGGCUGAGCUAGAGAUCUGCGAAUCCCACCACCCCGCACGCCGCCGCUGCUGCUGGUGCGGAGCAUGGCUGAGGCUCGGCGUGUUUAUCACCGAGCAGCAGUGAUCGCAGCGUCUGGUCCAGCCCUUCAGCUUCUCCUCUUCCUCUCUGCCUCUCCUCCACAGGACUCUCUUUUCACGAUUGAAGGGAUUUAUGGGAUCGCAAGUUUCCUCUGAUGAGAUGAGUGUGCGUGCUGGCCAGGGCAGUGAUGAGGUGCUGGUUUCACAGGCGGUGUGGGAUUACCUGGCUGCGGCCGGGCGGCCCUGGCUCAUUGACUUCCAGCACAAGCAGGGGAUGAGUGCUGGCAUCAUUAGGCGAGGAGAGAGGGGGGGCUGCUGCGCCGUGAGGCUGCAGCCGGUGGAGGGCUUCAGGACUGCCGGAGCCGGGGUGAUGGAUGGACCCAUCUCCAGUGAGACGCGGAAAGCCUUCAUUGACUUAUGCCGCUGUGCCCGCAAAGAGAUGAGCAAACAGGAGGGGGGACACAAGAGGAAGAGGGUUCUGCUGCCCUGCGUGGGGGUCCUGGAGCCCAACGGCGAGGGGAGCCUGCUCCAGCCUCCGCCGGCCCAGCCGCGACGCUCCCAGAGACAGCAGCAGAGGUUCAGGAAGCCUGCUGAUGAGGAGGCCUGUGCCAUGCUUCACGAGGCCAGCCAGAGGAAGGACACAGACUCUGGCUUGGCCUCCCAUGGUGAGGCCGAGGACAACAACACUUGUUCAAUCUGCAUGGGGGACAUAGUGGAGAGGACCACCCUGGAGAGGUGCGGCCAUUCGUUCUGUCGCUCUUGCCUGGAUCAAGCCUUUAAGGUGAAGAAAGCUUGUCCUGUGUGUCGACUGGUGUACGGCCAGUUGAUCGGGAACCAGCCUGCCAAUGGUUCCAUGAUCGUCGAGAGAGAUCCGGAUCUGGAGAUUGCUGGCCAUGAAGGCUAUGGGUGUAUCUGCAUCAUCUACAGCUUCCCUCCGGGCCUACAGGCGCCGGAGCACCCAAACCCUGGAGUUCGCUACCCAGGAACCGACCGUGUGGCCUACCUCCCUGACAGCCCCGAGGGGAACCGGGUGCUGGGCCUGCUGCGCCGGGCCUUUGAACAGCGCCUUAUCUUCACCAUCGGUACCUCCAUGACUACGGGCAUGCAAAAUGUCAUCACCUGGAAUGACAUUCACCACAAGACCUCAAUAUGGGGUGGGCCCCGCUGUUUUGGCUACCCAGACCCCACCUACAUGGUACGAGUGACGGAGGAGCUCAGAGAGAAAGGCAUCACAGCGGACUGACAACGACAGACUCUUCCAGGACUUUGUGCGACUUUCUUAGUGUCCUUGUCCUUGCGGCGGACAUGACUCGGCUCCAGGUUGUGCUCUGAGACUGUCCGUCCUUCGGAGGAUGGCCGAAGUCGAGGCCCUCAACAGACGAGCGUCUAACGCCGGGUCUACACCGGAGGCGGAAGCGCCGCGCUAAUCUCCAGCGCGCAGCAGCCUGGCUGUUCACACAGGACGCGCAUUUCUCCACGGCGGUCACCCUGCGAUUCCGUUCCGUAAUCACACAUACAGCUGAUAUUUGCCUGUAGCCUAAUGUUAAACAUACGGCCUCAGUAUAA
Messenger RNA from Limanda limanda (common dab), 2125 nucleotides. RefSeq names its product deltex E3 ubiquitin ligase 3 (gene dtx3). Gene Ontology annotation, biological process: Notch signaling pathway; protein ubiquitination. The transcript is spliced from 4 exons. Bases 693 to 1802 code for a protein of 369 amino acids. The record is from RefSeq and is a predicted model, not a curated record. Lineage: Eukaryota; Metazoa; Chordata; Actinopteri; Pleuronectiformes; Pleuronectidae.